AUGUCAUUCGACGUCGCCAAGAAGCGUUUCGAGUCGGAGGGCGACGAGAUCGCGUUUAUCAAUCGGUUCUUAGCGCCCGCGGCCGCGCAAAUGGUGUUGUUCGGCUACUCGAGUCGCGAAAAUGUUGGUGGAGGCCCGGUACGCGACGCGUUGGACGUGCUGCGUGGGUCGUUCGGCACCGGCCAGAUGGCAGAGACGGCCGAGGAAUUCAAGGCCAUGCUGCGCGCAGAACGGCAAUUGGCCCGUCAGCCAACUAGGCCCGAAUACAUACUGCCCGAAAAGCUUCGAGAACUUCUAAAUGCGCAGAUUGGCCCCAACGACGAGGCCACCGCUUUUCGGCAUACCCAGUUUUCGGAGAAGAAUGACUCCCACGAAGCGACCCGCUUCGACCACAUUCACAUCUACGUUGCCCAGAAUUGCCGAGGCGUCGGCAUCCACGUGGUAAAAGCGCGCAACGGCCACAAGCUGGUCAAAGAGAGGGAUGAGUGCGUCCCAAUCCCAUGGCGA
This is a messenger RNA of Mesorhabditis spiculigera, 507 nucleotides long. NCBI's taxonomy places the organism in Eukaryota, Metazoa, Nematoda, Chromadorea, Rhabditida, Rhabditidae. The record is from the annotation of a GenBank genome assembly.